UGGUUAUGAGCGUCUUGGACGAGUCAGGGAUCCUAGAGGAAAGGCGAGACAACCGUCCUCGCUCGAAUACAUGGCCCCUCCCAGACCCUUCGGAGUUUACAAAACCCGAACGUGAUGUCGAUCAGCCUAGCUUGAAACAGCUCAGCACAAGCGAGGGGCCGAAGAAAAGUUCGCGAAAAAAUGCUUGGGGAAACUUGUCGUAUGCAGACUUGAUAACUCAAGCGAUUCAGAGCUCGUCAGAGCAACGGCUGACACUGUCACAGAUUUAUGACUGGAUGGUGAACACAGUUCCCUAUUUUAGAGACAAGGGAGAUAGUAAUAGUUCGGCGGGUUGGAAGGUAAGCUUAAAUGUCAUUUCCUCGUAUGCAGUCUAUCUUUUGAUUUGCCGUCUUUAACAGCUGACUGGCUCCCUAAUUUCACUUUCGACGCAUUGUAUACCUAAAGUAACACAGUGCCUAACAGUGAUUUUUCUCUUGUCUCGCUUUUCCUUGCAGAAUUCAAUACGCCACAACUUAUCCCUUCACAGCAAAUUCGUCAGGGUUCAGAACGAAGGCAAUGGCAAAAGUUCGUGGUGGAUGCUUAAUCCUGAUGCCAAAGGGGGUAAAACGAGUCGGCGACGUUCAGGCUCACUGGACUCUGCUCCAAAAUCAGAGAAAAAGCGCGGACGAUCGAGAAAGGAGAAAAUUAAAGAAGAAGACGGCGACUCGCCUUCUAGUCCUCGCCUGUCAGUUAGCCGGGCGCGUGAUGCAAACCGAGCCAACUCUCCGGGGAAUGUUUCGCCGACUAAUAGCUCGAGCUCAGAUUCUUUGCUUACAAUUCCAGAAACUGAAUCGCCAUUACCUUUUCCACUUGGUGACAGUUUUGCCAGACCGCGAACUUCGUCGAAUGCCUCGACAGUCAGCAGUCUUGGUGGUCGAUUGUCGCCUAUACCAGCUCAUGGAGAUGAACUCGAAUUAUGCGAGGAUCCUAUGCCUCCGAAUAAUUUCAGUAUGGUUAACAAUCCAAACUCCGCAGCCGAUGAGCUGUCGCAAAUGGCUGACUCGAUGACUUUGAACUCGUUUGCCGCUGAAAAUAACAACAGAUUAAAACAAACUUUGACGCCAGUACAACCUCAGCUACUUCCGUCCGAACCUCACAGUGACAUUAGCGGCAUGGCUGUAUCGAACAGUAUCACUUCUAGCAUAUCAUCAAACAGCUUUGACACUGGCUACAAUAGCAGUGGAUAUUUACAACCUAUUCAACACCCGCAACAGUCUCUCAGUCCAGAGAUACUCCCCCCGCAAACUAUCGCCGCCCCUCAACCCGUGUUUGGUAAUUUGCGAUCGUAUUCGCAAGCUCCGUUGCAACAAUCCCAUUAUCAGAGGAACUUUCGACAAGAAUUGUCGGCACCCCGGCAGAGCAGUACCCCUGUGAGGGUAAAUAAUAUAUACUGUGAGGACCAAGACAUGGAGGUUCAACAAACUCAAGAAAAUUUGUAUCAGAAUUUUCACGCCACUGGCUUUGCUAAUAGUAACCCCUGUGUUAAUGGGUUACCACAAAAUCACCAGAGCUUUAAUUACAUAGCAGAACCUCGAUACCUUCAGCAACAACAGCAGCAAGUUACACCGGCCUCGCUUAUGAUGCAGCAGGAAAAUGGACUACAUCCCUUGCACCAGCAGGGGAAUCCAUUCAACAGGGAAUUCAGGACAACAAAUAAUAACCAGCUGGAGUUUAUGAACGAGAAAUUCCCGAGUGAUUUAGAACUGGAUAUGGACAAUUUCAAUGGAGAUCUGGAUUGUGACAUUGAAAGGAUAAUCUAUGACGAACUAAAAGAUGGUGGCUUUGAUAUAAACAUAGAACAGUUUUUUAAUCAGAUACCUAAUGUAGGGGAGCUACGCAGUGGUUUGUACUGAUUUAAAGAUUAACCUAUUGUACAUAUACUGAGAUUUUGUAGCAGAACUAAUUAAGGACUACACGCUUGUUCUAAAAAUGAAAGUGAUCUUGUGAAUCCGUCCCUUGAAGUCUGCACCUUCAGGGUCAACGACUGCCUGAAUAUUCUUUACUUUUGGUGUAUCUGUAGAAUAUUGAUGUCCUAUUGAAUCCUGUAUUUGGCAGAAAAUCACAGCUGAAGAAUCUUCCACACCUCAGGUGUGCAGUGUAGCCUGGUCAGAUAGGUGCUAUGGCACAUAUGUGGGAAUUACUUCACAUCUGUGCUAAAAGAUAGAGCCCUUUUGAUUGCUGACAUGCUUACUAUUGUUACACAUUUUUAUUGAUAAUACAUAAGGCUGUUGAUAUCGCUUUAUUCUCAUCUCUAAAAGCAGUAUUUUAACUGUAAUAAUACUACAGUUAUUGGAGAAAUUGUUUUUGUACAUGUAUUGAAUUACCCUGUAAUGGUUUUCUUUGCCAGAAAGGUCAGAGGAAUCAUUCGGUUGAUAUAAAUAAGGUUUUCCAAGUUCUCUGUUUUUUGAAAAUUGUUGGAAGUCUAUUUAGGUUCGACAUGAGUACCAGUAGUGGCUGUUGGUCUGGGAGUUUUGAUUCAGGCUUAUUUUGUGUAAAACUCUGGUCACUCUAAAGUUAAUGUUUUAAUAUAUUGACAGUAAAAAUAGUGUUGGUCAGUUUUGAGUGUUUUGUGAUACGUUUGGCUUUGUGGCAGCAAUCCUGUCUAGAAAAAGAUUUGUACUUGUACAUUUUAUACCAGCUGACAGCAUUAUUUUUAAAUGGAGUUAAGUUGUACAGUUUAUAGAAUUUUUCUUAAAGUUAUUGUCCGUUUGCUGCGUGUUUGCCAAAAUAAUUUCUGCUCUUAUGUUACAAAGGGCUGAUCAACAAGUUGGUAUAUGUAGAAGAAGCCUAUAGCUAUUCUGAGAGAAAUUGAAUUGUAUCAGGCUAUAGAUUCAAUAGCAGUGCUUUGUAAUAUUGUGAAUAUGAAUUAUUACAACAGGGCAAGACUUCUUUAGAAUUUAGUUAUAUUGGUUGCAAGAAGUUGUGGCCACUGUGUCACAAAAAUUAUAUAUAAAUAUACAUAUAUAUGUCAAUGCUAUAUGCCUAUAUUUAUGGUAUUGAAGACAAUAAAUUAUUUUCUGUUGGCAGUUUUCUCAUUUAUUAAUUUCAUUAAUACCAAGGUUGCAAACUACACCACAGAAAAUAAUAGAAUAAAUACUGGCGUUUUCAUGCAUUUUGCUUCUUUCCUACUACAGGUGCUUGCAGUUAGGGAUAUUUUUUUCACAUUCUAUUCUUGAGGCUGUCUGUAAUGUUAUCUUUGAAAUUCAAACAAGCACAUCACUUCCAUGUGCUUGCAUCGUGGGUUUCUGUUGGUAAAAUUUAUGCAAAUUCAAAGAGCUCACUAAAGGAUUGGGUUAUUGUCACUUUAGAAUGUUACCCGCAGAGAAGACAGGUUCAAUUGUUGUACUCUCCCUGAGUACAAAGCCCCCUUUGUUUUCCAGUGUCAUUUAGUUCAAACGAACGAUAUCAGUUCGGCUGGCCCUUGGGAAUAUCAAAUCAGCUGUCGUAUUGAAGUGCCUUGAUUGUCUCGAUCUCGUGACUUAAAUGGCAAAGCACAUGAGUGUAGGUCAAGUCUGUCAUGGUGUAUUUUAAUUCCUCGCGUUUUAUAUUUCUUCGCUUGCAAUCAAUUUCCAGUUUUCUGCGUACGUCUGGCGCGCUCAUUAAUGAAUGUUAUAACUACACAUCACGUAUCUUUUAUUCCAAAUGACCAGAGGGGACGGAAAAAUGAGAUUCAAGAAGGGUUUUGUGUGGUAAACGAUAAGAAAUUGCACCUUUUUAUCCGGGCGCACUGAUUGAAGGACAGACAUUUCCGCUGCUUUGUCUUGUAGUCUUUGUUUUGUUGGGUCACGCAUGGCUAAAACCACGCUAUAUCUGUACAUGGCUG
This is a messenger RNA of Porites evermanni, 3862 nucleotides long. Lineage: Eukaryota; Metazoa; Cnidaria; Anthozoa; Scleractinia; Poritidae. The record is from the annotation of a GenBank genome assembly.